UGUCCAUAUUAAUAAUAAGGAGGGAUAAUUUUCAAAGUUUCGCGGGCGUAUAAGUGCCGCGAGAUAUAUUUGUAUCACGUGAUCGUCAUCGAUCCAAUGGUUGAGCGCGUCUCGGGUCCAUUCAACUCGGUUUCGGGCAGCGCCGGGGAGGGACACUUCACAACACCGAUUCUAUUCAUACAUAGGAAAUAUUUAUAUAUUUCUAUCCCUUUCACUCGUAUUGAGAAAUAAUUAAAUGAAUGGUGAACGAGCGAAAUGGGAAUAUGUUCGAGUGGAAAUUAUUAUGGGCCAGGCCAGGCCAGUCGUCAUGUAGAAUUUUUUGGUGUGGGUGUUUUGUCUCGGUUUGUCAAACGCUUCAAUGAUUAUUAUUUUCAAGUGGACUUAAAAAUUUGUGCAAAUCUCUAUUUAUCAAUCUAAAACGUGGUGUUUGCGUGUAUAAGUGAACAUAUUUCUUUGUGAUUAUGAACAAUAUUUGUGCAGUGAAGGCAGAUAAUAAAUUGGUGGGGGGCUGCUAAAAUACUACGAUAGGAUAGUAACAACGUUUUACAACUGGUGUCGUUCGGGCGCUCAUAAAAUUUCUCAUCUCAGUGUGGACGAGUCGGACAUCCAUUUUGUUUUAUUAUGUGGUUUGGUUGUUUACACUGUGCGUCGUGCUCUCGACAAUGGAAAGCGACGGCGUACGGUGGCAAUGAGUGAUCCGUGGUAGCGGCAGGCGGUGAUGCAGCGGGCCCACGCGGGCGGCGCCUCGCAGCCGCAGCCCUACGCCCCGCGGCCGCACUACCGCUCGCAGUCCCACAUCUACCCGGACAUAGAUGAUCAGAUUCCAGCAUCCGUAAUCAGCAGUGUCGGGACUGUCAGUUUAUCUCAAUCAACGACUAAUCCAACACCGAAUAUAACAAUGGCAAAUCCAACGAAUCUAGGAACUGCGAGCAGUAAUACCCAAGCGCCUGCGCAACAAACGCCCACGCAGGCACCCGUAAGAAAUCUGCCGAAAAAACGUAAAUUUGACCCAUCCGAAUUGGAGGAAAUUGAGCGGAAUUGCAUGAACAGUAUACAGGAAAGAAACUGUAUCAACGUUUCCGUCUCCGCUCCUCUUCCGGUCGAAUACACGCCGCCAACAUACCAACCACCAGUGCUGCAGCCGUCUCCGAUCGUCCAGCGUUCGUCGCCGCACGAUCUGAAACCGUUCAAUAUCCACUACCCCAAUAUUGAUUUGUCGGAAUGGCGGGGUCAUAGAGUGCUGGCCAAGCAGCGCGGACUGUACAUACCAGGGGUGAUACGUCAAGCGGACGGGUGCAAAGUGAUAGUGGAGUUAGAUGGACAGGAAAAUGAACCUAUAGAGUACAGUGAUAUAUUUGGUGUUAACAAGUACGAUGUGAUUAGUGAUGCGAGUCCUCAACUCAGUCAUUUGUUGAUUGAAUCAGCGUGCGUUGUCAGGACUACUGACCCGAGCCGGGAGAGUGUGCAAAAUGUGUUCGUCGAAGGGCUCGUUUUCGAAGUGCUAAAUUCGCCAAUUAGAAUUCGCGUUAAGGUGACAGACGGCGAGAAUAUUUGCAAGGAGAUGGUGGAAGUGAAGCGCGCAGACAUCCGUCUGCUGCAGCCUCCCUGGGCGGACGAGCUGGAGGACGCGGGGUCGCACGCGUCGCCCGCGCUGUUGCCGCAGCACAUGCGCGUGCACCACGUCUCCUCCGUACCCUACAUGGGCGGCGAUCACUUUGUGACAUCAUCUCCGAUGCCCGGAGCUGGUCAAGUGGUGACCGUCGGCGCUCUGUCCAACGGAUCUAGACCGUUCGAUGAUUACGGCGAGAGCGACGACGACCUUCCCAGUGAAAACAUCAUGUUUCCAACGGACGCAUCUCAUAUGGAUUGCAACAACAGCAAACGUAGCAGUCUUCAGAGUCGAGGCAGCACGUCCAGCCUCAUCGAAGGCAGUCUCACACCAAGAUCUCAAGCCCCUACUCCCAGAUCUCAAGCGGCAACACCGCACAAAUACAAGAAAGGUGACGUAGUGUCGACGCCUACCGGUAUAAGGAAGAAGUUCAACGGUAAACAGUGGAGACGACUAUGUUCCAAGGACGGCUGUACCAAAGAGAGCCAGAGGCGCGGCUUCUGUUCGAGGCAUCUCUCGUUAAGAGGAGUCACGAGGUCUUCCAACACGCCUCUGGCACAAGGGUCCGCCCAUACGCCUCAGCAGAGGAGCAGCAGCAAAUCGCUGUCGUCGAGCGGCACGGGCGUGGAGGGGGACGAGACCUCGCGCGAGUCGGACACCACGCCGCCCAACUACCGCGUCACGGGCCGCUUCGACCCCGACGAGACCGAGGCCGCCAACAUGCUGGUGUCGCUGGGCAGCUCCCGGUCCGGCAGCCCCGGCGCGUCCCCGGUGGGCGGCUCGCCGGUGCUGCGCGGGAACGUGUUCGUGCCCAUCUCGUCGCCGCAGCCGCCGCACGCGCCCGUCUACCACCACCAUCUCAUCAGACCCGAGUUAGUACGACCGGGUAGAGUCAGCUCACCAGUGGGCGGAGUCGCCACUAGCGUUAUAAGAGUAUCUCCAGCGCCUACCUAUCAUUAUCAGGUUGACAAUCGGAACGGUCCAUCCAGCCUUCAAUCAAGUCAAUCCAACGUCAUUGGACUCCAAUCCUCAAGUCUCAAUAUACAAAGCAAUAUCCAAUCGAACAUGAACACGGCUACAACAAUGCAAUCGUCACUAAACUUGCCCUCAAGCAUUUCCAUAAUAAACAACAUGAAUAACCAAGGCCUACAAACGAGUAUCGCUAAUUCGAUCCGUAGUUCCAAAGCCGAUGAAGUGCCCCAUAAUUUGGUCGUACACCGCAUUCCGCCAAACGGUAACGACCUGGAUCACAUCUAUAGAAGUCAACCAUUACGCAGGAAUGGAAUACAGGAACAGUACAGACGAGAAACGGAAGUUUCGCCGCCAUUGAAUAAUCAUGAAAAUUUUGGCAAUAGAAGGGUCUCGGAGUAUGAGGAUGAGGACCAUUCGGUACCUCAGACUGACCACAUGAGUCGCGGCAACAUCGACCCGCGACCUUUAGAGCUCUCCGAGGCUCGCUUAAUAGAAGACAACAAAAGGAUUUUGAAACCCGCUCCUUUGCAAGCUCGAUUGGUUUCGUUGGUUGACACGGAUAUGAAGGAAGCUGUGAAACGGUUCUACGUUAUACCGCAGAAUACGUUGGAGAAGAAAAUCGUUUUGAUAAAAAACGAACCGUCUGAUGCUGUUCAAUUAGAGCAUAAACAGCAUCAGAUGACGCACCAGAUAAAUAAUAAUAAUAAUGAAUCGGAAUCUGAACAUCGUAUAAUGGACAAUGGUGACCAUAUAAAUAACAUUAACAACAGCGCAGUGAUAGUUCAUCCUAAUCAAUUGCUACCUGUGCUGCCUCCGCCGACUUCGCACACUAUAAUAGUGUCGACGAGCGGCGGCCCCAACGCGGUGUUCCCGUGGCAGUCGCUGGUGCCGCUGCUGCGCGCCGCGUCCCCGCCCGGCGCCGCGCCGCCCGCGCCGCCCUCCCCGCGCACGCCGCGCACGCCGCACACGCCGCACACCCCCCACACCCCCCACACGCCCCACACGCCGCACAUCAAGACCGAGGAGCAGAUCAAGACUGAGGGCACCGAUGGAGUUACAUCGAUGUGCACGGACGAAGAUGACGAGGUGUUCGAAUGUGAGGAUAGCAGCACAGGGGACGGUAACAAUCGACGGUCGCAGAGCCUCUCAUCAUUGAACCAGCCUUUCACGGGACAGGAGAAAAAGGAACGUCGCAUUAGACGUCCAAUGAACGCGUUCAUGAUAUUCUCGAAGCGUCACCGGCAGAUGGUCCACCAGCUACAUCCGAACCAAGACAACCGUACUGUCAGCAAAAUUUUGGGGGAGUGGUGGUAUUCGCUCAAACCUGAACAGAAACAGAAGUACAACGAGCUAGCCAGUGAGGUUAAGGAAGCACAUUUCAAGGCUCACCCGGAAUGGAAAUGGUGUAAUAAAGAUCGGCGUAAGUCGUCCAGUAGUCGAGAUCCAACAGGAUCUAUGCCACAGAGUCCUCGAACUCCCUCCGAGGGACCGAAUCCCGGCGUUCCUAGUAGUGGAACAGAAAUGUCUAUCAACGCUCAACCUUACAAUCACGUGGGAUCGCCGCAGCUCAGCGACGAUGAACCGAUGCAGAUUAGUCAAGCAAUUGAAGAGCCCCCGGUACCGCCGCAGAGCAUCGAGAUAGACCUAAAGUGCGGCGAGAAAGUAACAGAUUCAGACUCGGAAGGCAUCGAUACGCGGGACUACUUGCCUCAUCACGACCACACAAGGCGACCUAAAGCUAUCAAAGCGAGAGCUGGGUCAUCUGAUAACCUGUUGGGUGGUAUAACUGCUUCGAGUCCGGGUGGUUCUAAAGUCUUUCAACCUACUGGUGGUGCCUUCAAAUCUACGCACGCAGACACAGGUGAAAGCCAUAGACAAUGGACGGCAUUUACGUCAAUAAACAAACCUAUGAGCACCCCGACGUCAAGUCCGCACCAGUCGCUCACCAACACGCAGAGCCUCACUAGCAGCGUGCAGGGCAUCUCGCUGAGCGCGCCCAACCUCACCACGCAGGCGGCGCUAGACAAUGCCAUCGCCUCCAUCAUCAGCCCCACGCCGGCUGCCGGCGUGCAGGUCAUCUCCAGCGGGAUCGCCAUGCCGCAGGUGCAGCAGCAGCCGACUACCACGUCGUCCUUGUUGAAGAGCGUGACGCUGGUGAAGAGGAACAUUGGGGAUACUGCUACAGGUCCUAUAACUCUUUCCUUGGACGCGUCAGGUAACCUGGUGAUAAAGGCGAGCCAGGCGAACGACAACCCUGCUAACGACGCUUCUCUCCAUUAUGUCCAGCUGCAAAGACUUUACGUUCCUUUUAGCGCCGAGACAGAUGUUAACAAGAAUCAGAAUCAAAACCAAAACCAAGGUCAGAACAUACAAAGCGGUCAAUCGGUGAUCGUGUCUCAGAGUAACACCAGCACUGUGCCUAAGCCUAGUCCACAAUGGGAGGCCCCGAUAGAAGAGACUCGUCCAUUCCCCCUCGCUCCCACACCCGCGCAACUCGGUCGAGCGCCUUUGCAGAAGAGAUUGAGUCGAGGUACCUCGACGGGCUCUACCGGCAGUAACGAGCCGGUCGUGCCUCGCUCGGAGAGCGGGCCAACCACUCCGCACGAGAACACCGAAGCUCUCCAUUCGCCAAAGAAAAUGGAGAACUUACCCAGUCCUUCGCUGAAAAAGAGUCUCUUCAAAAAGGGCAACGAGGACGGAAGGGACAAGGUGCUGGAGACGGUGAACUUCGAGCAGAAGUUCAGCACGUUGCCGAAGUUCAAGCCGGAGGCGUGCAGCCCCGGCGCCAUGGUGGUCCCGCGUAGCCCGCAGCUCUACCUGCGCAAGAAGCAGCACAAAAUGCCCAUGGACGAAGAACCAACAGUAGUAACGCCACAGCUCGAAGCUGAAGUUAUAAACGGAAAUGGAAUGCCAACACCACACUCGUACGGGACGCCGCACACCACCACCAAGCUCGUGGGCAACACGUUCUUCGGACCCGAUUUUAAUAUUGAUACUUUUAGAGCGAGCGAGAGCGCCGAGGACAUGUCGCCGCGCACGCCGUGCUCGGUGGGCGGCGCGGGCGGCGCGGGCGCGCGGGGGGAGGCGGGCCACCGCCGCGUGCUCGAGCAGCGCCGCCAUCUCGUCAUGAAGCUGUUCCACGACCACGGCAUGUUCCCCACCACGCAGGCCACCACGCACUUUCAGGCGGCCCACACUGAUAUAUUCCCGACGAAGAUGUCGUUGCAGCUGAAAAUUCGCGAAGUGCGCCAGAAGUUAAUGGCUCAGUCCAACCUCACGCCGCAUUCGGAGGUCAACACGCCUACUAAUGUGAACUCGCCCAUCGUGUCAGCGGCCUUGCAGCCAACAUCAACGGCCAGUUAGCGAUGCGGAUACACAAUCUCCAUUGUGGUACGAGAGUAGACAACGCACGGACAUACAUAAAAGUGACAAUUAUUAAUGUUACGUAAUGAACUUAAUAAUACUAUGAUAUAUGAUUCGAAUAUUGUUUUCCAACGAAACAAAAUUAAGUUCACAUCAUGACACAAGGUCACAUAUUGAUAUUUUGACCGCAAUAACAUAUACAAUAAAACUUAGUAAUGAAUAUUGGCAAUCAGAAUUCUAUAUUCUAUGGAUGUUUUGUAUUUUCACACCUAUACUGCCAAUUGUUGUUGUCUACUCAAUAAAUACGCAAUGUUGUAAAAUGUACGAAUUCUAAACGUCUAAAGUACCUAAGUUGAUAUCGUUAUUGUUAUUAUGUGAUGGAGAUUGUUAGAAAUGCCUCGUUGCAUUUAUAAAUAACGUGUUCGAUAAUACGACAAAUCGGUUAUAAUAUUAACGAAAAAUAAUAUUUUAAGGAUAUAAAAACGAGAAAAAAAAAACAAAUAAAAAUUGUUUCGACUGUGGACGAAUGCAUGGGUGCGAGUUAGUCGAGUAUGACUUUUAAAAAUAUGCACUUACGUAUCUUCUAAUUACAGACACAUUUUUUUAAGUAUCAUUGUUAUACUCUGAACUUAUUAAUGCUUCAGAAAUGUCAUUUUGUAGAUCUUAGAAUAAUCAAUAGACUUUUUUUUUAAUUGAGUAUAAUAAUCAGGAGAAAAAUAAAAAUAGUGUUUUAAUCAGGUCCUGAAAAUUAGGUCUUUAUCAAUGACAAUAUAAGGCAUAUAGAUUUAAUUUUUUAAAUUAUGAUUCAUCCAACUUUGAAAGGAAUAGUAGUGUGUCAAUAUCAGCAUUUUUAUCAUGUAUUUGUUUAUUGUCAUAAUUUUAUAAUCGUAGAAAAUUAUUCUUAAUUCGAUUGUAUCGAAUGUUAUGCGUUUUUUUAUAAAUUAUCCGAUAACACAAUGUUUUAAAACUGUAUUCAAUUUUAACAACUGUUUUAUAUUCACAAAAACAAAUAUAUAUAUAGAGUUGAACAUGUAUACAUAUGUAUGGUACAUAUAGUUGAUUUCAAAUUCGAAAAAUGUCCAAAAUACAGAUAUUAAUAAAAUGAAGUAGUACUCGUAUAAAUCGUAAAAAUUAGUAAAUCAUUGUUACUUCAGUAUAGCUAGCACAUUACUCAUAUGAGCACGAUCUCAAUACAUUUAAAUGUAUGUAAUUUUAUAGUUUACUGUUUAGUAUUUAUGGGUAUGAACGUUUCUAAAAGUAUGAAAUUUUUUAUUUCAAUAAAUCUCGGAUUUUUUUGUUUUUGAUUUAACAGAAUAUAUUGUUUGAAAAAAAAAAAUAUAAACUUCUGUAGAUGAAUCAAGCUUAAAUAUUUGCAUUUACAGUUUGAUAUUGUUAUAUUUUUAAGACGGGGAUUGCAAUAACUUAUUGUAAAGCAAUACAAUGUCGAGAUUUGAAAUGAAAAUCACGGGGGUGAAAUAAUUUUUUUUUGGUGCGAACAUAUUAAUUAUUCUUAAGUGAUUAAAUUGUAUCGUUUUCUAUUUAUGUUGUGAUGUUGGUCUUCCAUGUGUUUUAAAUUUUUUGUUUUUCAUUUUAUAAAAGGAUAUCUACUUAUUUAAAUAUGUACACUGUACAGUGAUUUAAGUUAAGUGAACGAGUGGUUUGUUUUUUAAUUUUGGAUGCCAUGUUUGUUCGGUUAACGUAACACAACCGUAGAAGGAUAUACGUUGUAGUAGUUUGUUAGUAAAUUCAAUGCCUUAAAACGUCUUUCUAACUGUUGUGUAGUAACCUUCGUAUUUUGAAAAUAUCGAUCGAUGUGGUCUACAUGAAUCAGCUCAAAUCAUUAACAACACUAGAUAAAUGAAUCAAUAUUUAUACAUUAAAAAUCUCAAUGUAAAUAGUAGAGUUAUUUCAAUUUAGAUGUAAGAAUUCCUGGCUCUCAAAGUAAUUAGAGUUUUUAUUUAGAAAAUGCUAAGUAAUUAUUUUAGACGAAAAAAAUAAUGUAAUUUAUUCUUGAAAAAUUUUCGGCCAACGCAAAUGUUUAUAUAUCAAAAUUUAUAUUUUUUAAAAUGAUCUCUUUGGAUGUAUCGUGUUAGGUAAUUGCUUUAGGAGUCCGGAAGUAAAGAGAAUUUAUUAAAAAAAUUAUAAUGUAAGAGAUAUUUUCGCACUGUUAACACUAUCUUCGAUAGCGUAGUUUGGUAUUAAUGAAACGAUCGUGUCAUGAAUGAUUCAGAUUUGAAUUUUAUAGUCUGAUUUUUAACGUUAAAACUCAUGUCAUCAGUGUAGCAAAUUGGUCGUUGUUGUCACUUAAUACAUAAAUCAAUACCGUUGUUACCAGUUAGACAUUACAAAUGCACUAUAAGAACUACCGUACAUUGUAGACGAAACUAACACUUCAGUUAUUUAAAUAAAAAUUAGCGUGUACGUUUAUAUUGUUUCUCGUAGAUAAAGCGAUCCGUUGACCGACCUUACGAUCGAACUUAAUAUUGUACAUCGAACGAAUUUCGUAGUGAGAGCAAAACCGAUAUAAAUUUCAUAAUAAUAAGUUUGCUAAAAUGUUGUGUUGCAAGCUCACAAUAAUAAUACUUUUGUGAAUUGUUUUAUCUAUCUGUUAUCACAAUUUUGAACAUUUGGAUAAACAAUUUUAUUGUUUAUAUAAUAUAAUCGAUACACCUUACUCAGUUAUGGCGAAAUGAAACAAAACCGAAUAUAUUACAACGUGGCUAUUUUAGCCGAUUUUUAUUACAAAAAAAAAAAAUAUCUGCCGUUGUUUUUCUACUAAGUUAAAUCACUUGCAAACAAGAUAAAAAAAAAGUUAACUGAAAAAAAACCUAAAUAUAUUAUUAUUUAAAAACGCAUUUUGAAAUAUGUUCUUUCAAUUUAUUAGGGACUUGGUACAUUUUUCCAUAACUGAUUAAAUUGUAACUUCCAUAACAUUUUUUUUUUAAUUCCUAUUUUCAUGUCUAUGUAGGUAAUAUUAAAUUGUAACAAUAAUAAAACCUAUUUUUUUUAUAUUCAGAGCCAUUUUAACCUUUGUAGAUAAUAAUUUGUGUUUUAAUUCAUUUUAAGAAAACUACACAUACAUAAAUACAUAUUUUAGCUCAAAUAAAUUAUAUAACAAGAUUUUAUCAUACAAUAUAUAUAACAGCCAACAAAAUAAUGUCCUAUUAUUUUUUAUACAUAUUUACUUAGUUUUUGUUGCAAUAUUUCACAAUAUAAUAUAACAUAUUAAAAUGUUCAUUUCGCUUUUGAUCGUUUGUAGAUAUGUUUCAAUUUGCUUUAAUUUUGUCCAUAUUUUUAAGUUAUCCUUCAAUGGAAUGUUCUAGCAUUGAUGAUGUUGAAUGAAUGACAGUCAGUGUGUUAGAGUAAUAACAAAUAUGAAAACCUUAAUGCUGCAUAUUACUUGUGCCUUAUUGACUCUCAGGACUUAGUGUGAAUCUAAUGAAUUUACUCUCCAUAGUAACACUCAUUUUGAAUACCCUGGCCUUGUUAGUCAAUAAACAUAUUGUAAUAGGCAUAUUUUAGACUGAAUUAACUUUGUUGCAUAUAACGACUUAUAAUGUUAUAUCUUUUAAGAAUAUUAGCAAUUAUUUCAAAAGGACAUUUUAAAUGAAGCAUUUCAUAUUCGUUAUUUAUUUCUUUUAAAUAAGGCAUUAGUCUAAUUGUUUAGUCAAAAUGGCAUACGUGUAAAUAAUCUUGUUUAGACGUUUUAUUUAGAUUUAAGUGUUCAAUUUUAAUGUAUACUAGAUUGAAUUAGACAAAAUGACCUUAAGAGAAAUAACUGAAGUAGUAAUCACUUGACAUAAGAAGUUUUUUUAAAUGUUUAUGAAUCCAACUAAAGGACCAAUAAAUAGCAAUUUAGUUAUUGUAAUCAAAACUAAAAUUGUCAAAAUUAAUUGUGUGCAGGUAGAUAAACAAACUCAUAACAAUGUGGACAGAUUGUUCAAGCAUAUUGGAUCAUUGUACGAACUUAUGUUAAAACAUAAAAACCACGGAAACA
Molecule: messenger RNA, 9941 nt
Organism: Nymphalis io (European peacock)
Lineage: Eukaryota; Metazoa; Arthropoda; Insecta; Lepidoptera; Nymphalidae
Gene: cic
Product: protein capicua homolog
Exons: 30
Coding region: 719-5944 (1741 amino acids)
Biological process (GO): regulation of transcription by RNA polymerase II
Cellular component (GO): nucleus
Molecular function (GO): DNA-binding transcription factor activity, RNA polymerase II-specific; RNA polymerase II transcription regulatory region sequence-specific DNA binding
Source: RefSeq, a predicted model, not a curated record